GUCACGGGGCCGGUUUCCCAGGAUUGCUGCGGGAGAAGGAGCUCUGCAGGGCGGGGAGAGAGCGGCCCAGCUGCCGGAGAGGAGACACCGAGCAGCACCACAGAUACCCUGGGAUAAAAUCCACAACAACAUUAAUACCUUUAAACAAGUCCUGGGAGCUGACGCACAACCGAGAGUGGAGCGAUGGAGGAUGGGAAGCCGGUGUGGGCGCCGCACCCUGCCGACGGGUUCCAGCUGGGAACCAUCGUGGACAUCGGAGCCGACAGCCUCACCAUCGAACCUCUCAAACAGAAGGGGAAGACGUUUGUGGCCGCCUUAAACCAGGUGUAUCCUGCGGAGGACGACGUCAACAAACAUGUGGAGGACAACUGUUCUCUGAUGUACUUGAAUGAAGCGACGCUGCUGAAUAACGUCAGAGUCAGAUACAGCAAAGAGAAGAUCUACACGUUUGUAGCCAACAUCCUGAUCGCAGUGAACCCUUACUAUGACAUCCCAAAGCUUUACUCACCGGAGAUCAUCCAGAAGUACAGGGGGCGGUCUCUGGGAACACUGCCCCCUCACGUGUACGCUAUCGCUGAUAAGGCGUACCGAGACAUGAGGGUCCUGAAGAUGAGUCAGUCCAUCAUCGUCUCCGGGGAGUCCGGAGCCGGGAAGACCGAGAACACCAAGUUCGUGCUCAGAUAUUUAACGAGCUCGUACGGGACGGGUCAGGACAUCGACGAGAGGAUAGUGGAAGCCAACCCGCUGCUCGAGGCUUUCGGGAACGCCAAGACGGUCCGGAACAACAACAGCAGCCGCUUCGGAAAGUUUGUGGAAAUCCACUUCAAUGAGAAGAACACGGUGGUGGGGGGAUUCGUGUCCCACUACCUGCUGGAGAAGUCGAGGAUCUGCAGGCAGAGUCAGGAGGAGAGGAACUACCACAUCUUCUACAGACUCUGCGCCGGAGCGUCGGAGGACAUCCGGCAGAAGUUCCACCUGAGCUCCCCUGACACCUACAGGUAUCUGAACCGAGGAUGCACUCGAUACUUCGCCUCCAAAGACUCAGACAAGCAGAUCCUGCAGAACCGCAAGAGCUCCGAGCACGUGAAGGCGGGGCCCCUGAAGGACUCCCUGCUGGACGACCAGGGCGACUUCACCAGGAUGUCGGUGGCGAUGAAGAAGAUCGGGCUGGAUGACUCGGAGAAGCUGGACCUGUUCCGGGUGGUGGCCGGAGUCCUGCACCUCGGGAACGUCGACUUCGAGGAGACGGGGAGCACCUCAGGCGGCUGCACCAUCAAGAACCAGUCCUCCCAGAGCGUGGAGCACUGUGCGGAGCUGCUGGGGCUGGAGGAGGACGACCUGAGGGUCAGCCUCACCUCCAGGGUCAUGCUCACCACAGCAGGGGGCACCAAAGGGACCGUCAUCAAAGUUCCCCUGAAGGUGGAGCAGGCGAACAACGCCCGGGAUGCGCUGGCGAAGGCGGUUUACAGCCGGCUGUUUGAUCACGUGGUGACCCGGGCCAAUCAGUGCUUCCCGUUCGACUCCUCCGCCAACUUCAUCGGAGUGCUCGACAUUGCCGGCUUCGAGUACUUUGAACACAACAGCUUCGAGCAGUUCUGCAUCAACUACUGCAACGAGAAGCUGCAGCAGUUCUUCAACGAGCGCAUCCUGAAAGAGGAGCAAGAGCUGUACCAGAGGGAGGGUCUCGGAGUCAACGAAGUUCACUACGUCGACAACCAGGACUGCAUCGACCUGGUGGAGGCGAAGAUGGUCGGCGUCCUGGACAUCCUGGACGAGGAGAACCGCCUCCCUCAGCCCAGCGACCAGCACUUCACCGACACCGUGCACAACAAGCACAAGAACCACUUCCGCCUCACCGUACCCAGGAAGUCUAAGCUGGCGGUGCACAGGAACGUGAGGGACGAUGAAGGAUUUAUUAUCAGACACUUUGCAGGAGCCGUGUGCUACGAGACGACCAAGUUUGUGGAGAAGAACAACGACGCGCUCCACAUGUCUCUCGAGUGUCUCGUCAGCGAGUCGAAGGACCGAUUCGUUCGCGAGCUUUUCGAGAACUCCAACAACAGCAAAGACGUGAAGCAGAAGGCGGGAAAACUGAGCUUCAUCAGCGUGGGGAACAAGUUCAAGACGCAGCUGAACAUCCUCCUGGAGAAGCUGCGCAGCACGGGCUCCAGCUUCAUCCGCUGCAUCAAACCCAACCUGAAGAUGAUCAGCCACCAGUUCGAAGGAGCGCAGAUCCUCUCACAGCUGCAGUGCUCCGGCAUGGUGUCGGUGUUGGACCUGAUGCAGGGCGGCUUCCCCUCCCGGGCUCCUUUCCACGAGCUCUACAACAUGUACCAGCAGUACAUGCCUCCCAAGCUCUGCCGCCUCGACCCCCGUCUCUUCUGCAAGGCUCUGUUCAAGGCUCUGGGGCUCAACGAGAACGACUACAAGUUUGGCCUGACCCGAGUGUUCUUCCGGCCGGGCAAGUUUGCAGAGUUUGAUCAGAUCAUGAAGUCGGACCCGGACCACCUGGCUGAGCUGGUGAAGAAGGUGAACACCUGGCUGAUCCACAGCCGCUGGAAGAAGGUGCAGUGGUGCGCGCUGUCCGUCAUCAAACUGAAGAACAAGAUCUUGUACCGGACCAGCGCCUGCAUUAAGAUGCAGAAGACGGUCCGGAUGUGGCUCUGCAGGAGGAAACACAAACCAAGGAUCGACGGCUUGGUGAAGGUGCGUAACCUGAAGAAGAGGAUGGACCGCUUCAGCGAGGUGAUCGCCGGCCUGAAGGAAGGGAAGCAGGAGAUGAGCAAACAGAUCCAGGACCUGGAUAGCGCCAUCGACUCGCUCAUGAUCAAAAUCAAGAGCACCAUCAUGACCCGGCUGGAGAUAGACCACGAGUUCCAGGCGCUGGUGACCCGGUCAGAGCAGCUGCUGACGGCCAUGCAGAACAAGAAGAAGGAGGAGGAGGAGCGUGAGAGGCUGAAGAAGAUCCAGGAGGAGAUGGAGAGGGAGAAGAAGAGGAGGGAGGAGGAUGAGCAGCAACGCAAGCAGGAGGAGGACAACCGCCGUCUGAAAUCAGAGAUGGAGCUGAAGAGGAAGCAGGAAGAAGAGGAGAGGAAGAGGAGGGAGGAAGAGGAGAGGAGGAUGCAGGAUGAGAUGGAGCUGCAGCUGCUGGCGGAGCGGGAGGAGGAGGCGUCCCGGCAGACGGUGCUGGAGCAGGAGAGGAGGGACCGGGAGCUGGCCCUCAGGAUCGCCCAGAGCGAGGCUGAACUCAUACCUGAGGAGGCCAACGACCUGCGCAGUAACGGCUCCUCAGUUCCAUCGUCUCCCGAGAGAGCAGCCUCUGCUGGAACCCCAGUGCUCAAGAGCUUGACCAUGGAAGAGAUGGCCAAGGAAAUGUCUGAACUGCUGGCUAGAGGUCCACAGGUUCAGGCCACCAAGGCUGCAGCCGGCGCCAAGAAGUACGAGCUGAGCAAGUGGAAGUACGCCGAGCUGCGGGACGCCAUCAAUACCUCGUGUGACAUCGAGCUGCUGGCCGCCUGCAGGGAGGAGUUUCACCGCCGGCUCAAAGUGUACCACGCCUGGAAGUCAAAGAACAAGAAGAGGAACACGGAGACGGAGCAGCGAGCGCCCAAAUGCGUCACGGACUACGAUCAUGCACCUGCUGUGAGAAAAGCAUCCCAGCAGAACCCGGCCCCCCCGAUCCCGGCCCGGCAGCUGGAGGUGGCGAUGAACCGGCAGCAGAGGUACUUCCGGAUCCCCUUCAUCCGGCCGGGGGACCAGUACAAGGAUCCGCAGGGCAAGAAGAAGGGCUGGUGGUACGCCCACUUCGAUGGGCCCUGGAUCGCCCGGCAGAUGGAGCUGCACCCGGACAAGCACCCCAUCGUGCUGGUGGCAGGUAAAGACGAUAUGGAGAUGUGCGAGCUGAGUCUGGAGGAGACCGGGCUCUCCAGGAAGCGGGGGGCGGAGAUCCUGCCCCGGCAGUUUGAGGAGAUCUGGGAGCGCUGCGGGGGGGUCAGCUACCUGCGCAGCGCCAUCGAGAGCCGGCAGGCCCGCCCCACCUACGCCACCGCCAUGCUGCAGAGCAUGUUCAAGUGAAGGGGGGUGGGGGCUUCCACUGCAAACAAAGGGACAAAUGCACCAGCUACCUAACGGGGGGGUGGGGGGGUUUCUUCUUCUCUGUGCUGGUUUCCUGACGGGGGAGGGUUUGCAUUGAGCCCUGCAGAACAUCCCAUUAAUUAAAGAGGAACCAGGGACCAGUGAUGGUGGAAAUGUUGUGGGGGGGGUCCCAGCUCAGAGACACUGUUGGAUGCUAACCUGCAUAUGAUGGGCUGUUAGCACUAUUAGCAUUCAUUAGCACCAAUAAUUAGCAUUACACAAUAAGGCUCUGCGGAUUUGAGUCCAUUUUUCUCCAUCGGUUCUCCUGAUGACCUCCAUGAGUCGUGUAGUGACCAUUAGAUACAGAGAGCACCUCUACUGAGGACACUUUAAUAAAUAAGCAAUCUGUCCGAUCAAAUGAUCCAAAGUCCACUAAAUCUUCAAAUUGACCCAGAUGAGUCUAAAUGUGGUCCCUUUCUGGUCCUGAAAUGAACAUCCUCAAUAACCCCCGACAUUGUCAAAAUCAGCCGAGACAUUUCAUAAAUAUUGUCCUCAUAAGCUACUGAAUGAUGCUAAUAGCCCGUCAUAUGCAGGUAAGCAUCCGGCAGAGACCCCUACCCAUUUCUAUCAUGGAUCACGGUUCCCUUGAGGACUCUCCUCCUGUAACACUUCUGAAGUCUAAUGACGAGGCCUUACUUCUUCUCUAACCGGGUUCAGACGCCACAUGUAGGACUCCUCUCUUUUGUUUUGAAGCUGCCUCCCCAGAACCAGAGCCCCCCGUGUGAUUAUGCAUCCCCGCGUCUCUUCCGUACUCACAGAUGUUUACAUCGUCUCCGUGGUUCCUCCAGGGCGGGGACUCUUGCACAAGGAGCCUCAGACUUCAGAUCUCUGCUAACACUUUUACCUUUUGUCUUUCCAAGCGAAUGUAACUGCUCGUUGAUUUGUUCCCGUAGUGAUUCCUCUCUUCCUGCCUCUGGUUUAAUGAGAGAAAGGUCCAAGACAUCAAACCCUGGGUGGUUUUUAUUUUCUGGCCUGAGCAGUAAUUCAGCUCCCUGAUUAUGUGUGUGUUUAUGAAGCGAUUAUGCAACUCCUCGUGGUUCAGCUCUGCAGAAACAGAUCAUCUUUAAAGUCUUUACACGAGGAAACUCUUUGCCAACGCAGUGAGUCACAUGACAUAAAGGAAUCAUCCCACUGCUCAGAAGUAUAAUUUGAUUCUUAAAAUGUUCCGUAAUAAUCGAGUCUCUGGUUUGAGAGGCUCACGGCGAUGCCCUGGUACUCAACUGGAACAUGCAUACAGUACGAUAUGUCUCCUUACAGCAGGUGCAGAAGAACGUUUGUACAGGUUCUACUCCACGAGAAGCAAUAAAUCAAGCGCACUGAGCGUACGGGGGGGGGGGGGGACAGAAAGCCUCCUGUGACAGGUGUAAAAAGAGACAAUCUGCUGCUGUGACGCUACACCUGUGUUCCCCUGAGGUUCCCCCCCGCUCUGCUCCGCACAGCAAAGCGCUGACGUAGAUUAUCCCAACGCAUGAACAUCUGUCUCGUUGCAAAGCAGCAGAUCCUCCUUUUUACAAACGGCAUUAACGUGCGGGAGAGCCAUGAACUAAUGCACCACAGAAACCUGGAACACAUAAAGCAAAGACCAAGUCAUCUGUCUUCAUGUCCCGGUCCAAAGUAGACUGUAGGUUUUAAAGACUCCAGAACCUGUAGAAACCACACGGGUUUAAAUUACUGAUAAAAUAAGUCUUUAAUUGACCAAAAACUGACAUGCUCAAUUUCACCCUUUUAUUCAAAUGUAAGAUGCUCUCUCUCCCCUGUGCUUUCUCUCUAUUGAGCAGCCUGUGCAGUUUAACUCAUGCAGCAAAAACUCUGUUUAGCUUCAAACUGAAGGACUGCCAUUAGCUUUUUAAAGCUCCUUAAAGUGUGGGACCCUGACCUAGAACCCCGGGAUCAAAGUGUGUCUGGUGCAUGAAGACACAUAGAGGGUCCCCUUCCUGCCUCAGAGCACGUUAAUGCCGGGUGUGAAUGGGUCUGCUCCCUGAGCUCCACCCCCCACCCUGAAAGCGUCCUGCUCCUGCUCCACACCUCACAAUCAUUCCUGGGGAAGCACUGCCUUUGUCACUUUUCUAACGCUGAUCUCUAACAGAAGAAUUAAAGCAUUCCAUGUUUCA
Molecule: messenger RNA, 6245 nt
Organism: Eleginops maclovinus (Patagonian blennie)
Lineage: Eukaryota; Metazoa; Chordata; Actinopteri; Perciformes; Eleginopidae
Product: unconventional myosin-VI-like
Exons: 36
Coding region: 184-4074 (1296 amino acids)
Biological process (GO): actin filament organization; inner ear auditory receptor cell differentiation; vesicle transport along actin filament
Cellular component (GO): myosin complex; endocytic vesicle; cytoplasm
Molecular function (GO): actin filament binding; microfilament motor activity; ATP binding
Source: RefSeq, a predicted model, not a curated record